Molecule: messenger RNA, 2496 nt
Organism: Closterium sp. NIES-67
Lineage: Eukaryota; Viridiplantae; Streptophyta; Zygnematophyceae; Desmidiales; Closteriaceae
Source: the annotation of a GenBank genome assembly
UAGCAGCAGCAGGGGGAGGCGGCUUCUGAGGGAGGGAGGAGUUGUGAGAGGUGUGCGUGACGGGAGGGAGGAUAGUGCACGAGAGAGUGCAGAGGGUGGUGAUCGAAGAAGAGCGGCAGAGGGAGGGAUGCCUGUGCUGGACUUUCAGAUGUGCCCACUCCUCAACCUCUCCUACUGCCCCCCAUCUCAAACCAACCUUGGCCAAGAUCAAGUCCUGGUGGUGACUGUGUUCAACCCACUAGGAUGGCCGCGCGCAGAAGUUGUUCGUUUUCCGGUCUCCUCAUCACCAGUCCUUGUGACAGACUCUACGAACUCCCCCAUCCCCGCUCAAAUCGUCAUCGAGACCCUCGUACCUCUCAACACGCGUGCCACGUACAUUGCCGCGUACACUGGCGAGCUGCCCCAGGAGGCCCAGCAGCAGCAGCAGCCGCAGAAGGGCUUGUUGUCCGUUGUGUUUCACGCCGAGGUGCCUCCUCUUGGAUAUGCCACCUUCUUCCUCACUGCAGUGCCUCCAGGCACGCAAGGUGCAGCAAUCAUCAGCACAGCAAAGUUUGCAACAGUCCCAGCCCACCAGAACGGCCCUGCUGGAACCCCAAGCGGCAACGAGGCUGCCGAUUCUCUCCCUGAAACCAUUGUUCUAGGGGGCUUCAAAGCUGCCCCGUCUCCUGCUGGCGGCGGCGGCGGUGCUAGUGGUGGUACUGGUGGUGGUGAGGCUAAGGCGAAGACUGCGGGCGAGGAUGGAGACGCUGCACUGCGAGUGACAUUCUCCAAGUCAGCGUAUGGCAUGACGCACAUGGAGCUCGUUCGGCCGGCUGAAGGGGGGCAGGAGAUCGCGGAAGUGGCGAAGCCAGUGAGAUCAGACGUACUGGAUUAUGUCACAGCCAAGGGUGGAGCCUACAUCUUUGAUCCCUCUGGUGCAGCAACCAGCCCUACUGACACGAACGGCCAGGUGCCCAUCUAUGUCCAGCGUGGACCGAUCGUGGAAGAGUUCUCUCGACAAAUCGCUCCAUGGGUCUCAGAGACCUUCCGGGUGUACCCUGGGUGUGACUACGCCGAACUGCACUACGCGAUCGGCCCUGUUCCUGAGGGCGCGGGUCACGAGGUGGUGUCUCGCUUUUCAGCCGCCAUCAGCACCAACGAGACCUUCUUUACUGACUCUAACGGCAGGCAGUACCUCAAACGGGUUUUGAACUAUCGCUCUGAUUGGACCCUCGCUCUCACCGACCCCAUCGCAGGCAACUUCUAUCCAGUGACGGUGGGCGCAUUCAUCGGCGAUGGGGCGGCGCAGCUAUCUCUGCUGGUGGACCGAGCAGCCGGUGCUGCCAGCCUGGCGGAUGGCCAGCUGGAAGUCAUGCUGCACCGCGCACUGGCCACGGUGGAUAUGAAGGGAGUGGGGGAGGUUCUCAACGAGGCCAUCACAGUCAAUGGCAACACGGAACGCCUCAUGGUGAUCGGCUCGCUCCGCUUCGGCCUGCACACAGGGGGCAGCACAGCGGAGGGGGGCAAGGGGGGCAUGCAGGAAACACCAGGGGGCAGCGACAGCAGGCAUUUGAGCGCAGGCACUGCUGCCCAUGCCAGUGCUGAGGCCGCCGCUGGUGCUGAGACCAACCCGAGUUUCGAUUCUGGCGCUGAUGCCACUGGUGGGGCUGGUACGGGUGGCGGCAGCAUGCCAGCUGUGCAGCAGGCUUCUCAGAUGUGGCCUGAGAGGUCCCCUCAUGGCAGGCGUGGGGCUGAAAGGGCGGGAGAAGAGGAUAACGGAGAGGCGAUUCAGGAUUCGUCUGAGAUGAGGCGGACUCGGGGCAGGCGAGGGGGGGAGAGGGAGGUUGUUGAAGAACAGCAGGGGGGGCAGGGAGCAGAGUGGCGGAGGGAGCACGCCCAGCGACUCAUUGCACCUCUGCAGCUGGCGUUUGCUGUUGAGUCAAAGGAGGCCAUAAAGGCAGCAGAGGGAACGUACAGGUGGCGCUACUCCCUCUCCCAGCGCCCCAGCAGCCGCACCACCAGUGUGCACCAACCCGCUUACUCCCUGCCACCAAACGUCGCUGUUAUCUCCUUCCAGGAGCUGUCUCCCAGGGAGAUUGUGCUGCGACUGGCUCAUCUGUACGAGGCCUAUGAGCAUCCAACGCUGUCCAAAAUCGGACGCGUUGACCUUCGUCAACUUCUUUCAUCGCAGAAGAUUAAAGGAGUCGUCGAGUUGAGCCUAAUGGCCAACCAAAAGCGGUCGGAAAUGCGCCGCCCAAUGAAAUGGCACGUGGACGGUGAAGACCCAUCAGAAGCUGACAAUUCCAAAGAGAACUCACUCUUAGGAGGCCCAGUGGACCCAACGUCCCUCGUGGUGGAAUUAGCGCCGGGGGAAAUCCGCACUUUCUCAGUGAAGCUCUCACCUCCAUAAGUUAUAUGCGGAUGGUAGGUUUGUUGAUUGUAUGAAUAGAAUGUGAUGUUUGAUGGCUACACUAAUUUUUCUUCGUUUGCAGGAAAUUUGUUAUGCGGAGAAAUGUC